Molecule: messenger RNA, 963 nt
Organism: Blumeria graminis f. sp. triticale
Lineage: Eukaryota; Fungi; Ascomycota; Leotiomycetes; Helotiales; Erysiphaceae
Source: the annotation of a GenBank genome assembly
AUGGUCUCCUGCGCUUAUGUUUUUUUAUUUAUGCAGAUGCCGGAUUUGAAAAAUGAUCCAAUAGACAGGUCGAAACUCACUCAGACACAUCUCGAGCGCCUUCUCAUAUUGGGUAGCGAUCAGAGUAGAUCUUUUUAUGGCGCCUACAAAAACCCCACUCCUGGCAUGUUCCCUGUGGCUAACUCGCAACUUCACAUAACUACAACGCUAAACAAAAACAUUUACAUGGGUACGAAUUUCAAAGCGUACUGUUCAGCUUCCAAUUCGGCGCUUGAAAUAGCUAAAUCACUCGUUCAUUCAGAGUCGAUGAAAACAAUUUCACAUCAAAACUUUAUCUCUACUAAUACGAGAGAUCAAAAUUGCUUGAAACAAAUAAAACAAUUAUCGAUUCAAGGACAUAAUUCAGAGCCGAUAUCAGCAGCUAGUCUCGUCUCAAGUGGUGUUUGUACAAAUGGUAACAUCAUCAAUCUGGCUUACCGCAGCUUGAUAUCAGUAUCGGGAACAUUUCAUCAAUUCGCCCCGUCCAAGCCUCGUGUAAAUCAACAGGUAAACAUGGACCAAGCGAUCGAUUUCAAAGAAAUUGUGAGAAUUGAACAAGUUUAUGCGAUUUGGACCGAAAGAAAUACCAAGUAUAUACUCGUUUGGUACUUUGGAUACCUGCAUGUUUUCAAACGCCAAUUCAACAAUACCGUAUGGUUGCCAGUGACCAAAAUUGGUGAAGAGAAAAACAAUGGUGCCAUUAUUGAAAAUUAUAUCCGCAGGCAUACAAAUGUGUUGAAAACGUUAGAUGGGCAGAUUCGAAGUUUGGGAUUAAAAUUUAAGAUCAGCAAGAUUUGCAACACUCCGGGCUGCCAUAAUGACAGAAUGAAGAAAACAAUAGGUGACCUAAUGGUUCAAAUCGGGAGCACUGAGCCUUUCAGGAACGUUCCUAUAACCUGGGCUGAAUUAAACUCAGAUUUAUGA